AUGAAGAAGCUCAAAACGCCUCGGCCGAUCCGGGUUGCAAGGCAAAUGGCGCAGAUGAUGAAGGAUUGCGGAUUUGAGGACGUGUAUUCGUUCGAGUACAAGAUCCCACUGGGGAGUUGGCCGAAGGAUAAGAAGCUAAAGGCUAUUGGGGCGGCGUUCUGCACUAACUGGGCUUCGGGACUGCAAGGAUUUUCGUACAAGCUCUUUGGUGAUGCAGGAUUGGGGCUCUCGCAGAACGAGAUCGAGUUGGAGCUGGUGGAUGUGAGGCGCAGUCUAGCGAUGGCGGGUGUGCACGCGUAUGUUAAUUAUUACGUGGUUACUGGGCGGCGGCCAACGGCGAGGGAGGAGCGGGAUUUGAGGGCGAGGCGGGAUCGAGGAGAGGAGGACUGA
Messenger RNA from Cyphellophora attinorum, 390 nucleotides. RefSeq lists its product as uncharacterized. Lineage: Eukaryota; Fungi; Ascomycota; Eurotiomycetes; Chaetothyriales; Cyphellophoraceae. Bases 1 to 390 code for a protein of 129 amino acids. The record is from RefSeq and is a predicted model, not a curated record. The transcript has a single exon.